Messenger RNA from Enterobius vermicularis (human pinworm), 1473 nucleotides. The record is from the annotation of a GenBank genome assembly. NCBI's taxonomy places the organism in Eukaryota, Metazoa, Nematoda, Chromadorea, Rhabditida, Oxyuridae.
AUGAAGCUUUUGCAGUCGUUGGUUAAAUGCUCAGUAUUUUUGAAUACCCGCGGCUUUCAUGCAGUUUCAAUCCCUCGUGCUGCUUAUGGUUACUUGAGUGAUCAGGAUUUGAAUGUAUUUGAGAAGGCUCUUGGGAAGAACGGUGUACAAACAGAUGAUUUGGAUCCUUACAACAUUGACUUUUUAAAAGCUUAUAAAGGUUCAUCGAAGUGCGUUCUGUUCCCAAAAAGUACAGAAGAAGUUUCAGCAAUAGUAAGGCACUGCUACGAACGUAAACUGGCUAUUGUUCCUCAGAGUGGGAACACAGGAUUAGUUGGCGGCUCUGUUCCAGUUUAUGACGAAGUGGUAAUUUCGCUAAAAAAACUCAACCAUAACUUCCACUUUGACCCCCUUUCAGCUAUUCUUAAAUGCGAUGCUGGUUAUAUCCAUGAAGAAGUGGACAACAAACUAGCUCAAGAAGGGUUUAUGAUGCCAUGGGAUUUGGCUUCAAAAGGAUCUUGCCUUAUUGGAGGUAACAUUUCUACUUGUGUUGGUGGUAUCCGUAGGCUUCGUUUUGGUUCUCCACAUAAUCACGUCAUUGGUUUGCAAGUUGUUUUGGCUGACGCUAAAGGAACAAUUAUGAAUGUCGGCUCUGGUGUCAGGAAAGAUAAUACAAAUUUGCACUUGCAUCAGUUAUUCGUUGGCAGUGAAGGGCAGCUUGGCAUUAUCACAGGUGUCACAAUGACGGUGGUACCACGUCCUAGCAGCAUUCAAGUCGCCAUAUUAGGAUGUCAGACCUAUCAUGGAUGUCGCGAAAUACUACGUUUAGCAAAAAAUUAUUUGGGAGAAAUAUUAUCGGCUUUUGAAAUGAUUGACUCUGAGUGUAUGAGGUGUUUGGCUGAGAAUGAAUCACUUCAUAACGUCUUAACAUCCAAUCCACCAUUCAACGUUAUUUUCGAAACUAUGGGUUCAAACGAAAAACAUGAUAAGGAAAAAGUGGAAAAGUUUUUAGCGGAUGUAUUAACCUCUGGUUUAGCCACUGAUGGAGCCCAGGCUAAAAGCAUCCAAGAAAGGAAUAGAAUUUGGCAGUUGCGACGUAUGACUCCAACCUCACCUAUAAAGGACGGUUACGUUUACAAGCAUGAUAUCUCCUUGCCAGACGAACAUUUUUACACUUUAUCGCAGGUUAUGAGAGAACGGUUGGGUUCAUUACCGAAGAGAGUUAUUACUUAUGGCCAUAUGGCUGAUGGUGACUCACAUAUUAACGUCUCAGCCUCUAAGCAGUCUAAGGAGAUUGAGGAAAAGUUGUAUCCAUUUAUGUGCGAGUGGAUUGUCGAACAUGGCGGAAGUAUUAGUGCAGAACACGGAGUCGGACAGGAAAGACGAAAAUAUGCAGCUCUUGGAAAAGGGUAUGAGUACGAAUUGGUGAAGUUACUAAAGAAGCAGUUUGAUCCAAAAUGUAUUCUGUCUCCAUACAAGAUGAUAACUGUCUGA